Laccaria bicolor S238N-H82 is the source of this 1302-nucleotide messenger RNA. RefSeq lists its product as uncharacterized. Lineage: Eukaryota; Fungi; Basidiomycota; Agaricomycetes; Agaricales; Hydnangiaceae. The record is from RefSeq and is a predicted model, not a curated record. The transcript has 2 exons. Bases 57 to 1115 code for a protein of 352 amino acids.
CUAGGUGCAGGUCGCCUAUUGCGUUGUCCUACAUAAUAUUCUCGCCGUUAUUACACAUGGCCUCUCCAAUUCCUCAAAUAUCAAUUUCUCCCCCUCCCCCUCAGGAGCUUCUUGUCGAACCCUAUUCUCCGUUCUCCGCCACAUCGUUCCUAACGUCCUCACUCGAUGCUGACGGUUUCAGGCCACGCCAUCUAACUCCCCCUCCCACUCAUACGAGAUUUAACCAACAACUUUCGCCCCUCCGUCCCUCCGAGGUCACACACACAGGCAAAGGCCUUGGACGUGAGCGUUUCGAAGCGCUUCUUAAGGCGUCCAAGGAACGAAAUGCCGCGCUUGGAGGCAGGAAAGAUGUUGACCUUCGUAAGGAGAUCGCUCUCAAAGCCCAUAAGAACAAGCAAGUUGAGCGCCGUGCUCUCUUUUUGUCCAAAGUUCAUGCACCCCCAUCUCCAACAGCCGCUAUGACCCCAAAGACGCCCCCCGACUCUCCCUCGAUCUUCCACUAUUCCUUGCCUUCCCCUGGUCUCAUUUCACCACUUGAACUCUUCCAAUCGUUGAGUAAUGAUGGCGAUCGUCCCACAGCUCGUGAGGUGUGGGUUGAGCAAGUAGACUUCAGGCUGACUGUCGACAAGCGAGAGCUCCGUCCGACUGCCUACAAUGUCAAACCCAAGGCUCUUCCCUCCCUUGAUCAAAUUUCUGCUCGGUUGAGCUCCCACCAAACCCAUCGCGCACCAAGUCCCAGUCCUAGACCUCAACUUCAAUCUGAUAUCAUUCCCUCACUGGCUGCGAGGAAGCCCGCAGCCCGACGGUUGAUUGAUGUGGGAAGGCUGCGGAUGCCAGCUCGAGAACGAACUGUCUCGGACCUCCGCGUCACAACAACCGUUUCAACGACCAGCACGCAUGCGCUUGAAUCUCGGGAAGCUAAAGCAUAUAAUAUGCUUUCUACCAUCAAGCGACGAACUGUGUCCAUGGCACAUGAGCUUGCUGGCAGUGAUUCGGAGGAUAUUGACGGCAGGAGGUCGAAAUGGAAACGACACAGCGCUCCUGCUGAUCUCAUGCCGCUUCAUGAACGGUUUGGAUUUGAACAUCCCGUUCUUUCUCUGCCUGGUGGUUUCUGAUACACGUUUUUUUUUUCAACCCGGCUGGUCAGAAGUUUACAAGUAUGCACAUCCCUCAGGGUUGCACCACAGUCUUUACUCUUUCGUCUACGUAGGCUGAGCCUAUACUUUAUUGUAUUCAACAUACCACCCAUGUAUUAAAACUCACAGUCCAUUUGGAUGUUGCUUCAAAAGAUGUGUGUCUUGG